Neopelma chrysocephalum (saffron-crested tyrant-manakin) is the source of this 3083-nucleotide messenger RNA. It is a transcript of the gene SLC39A3, whose product is annotated as solute carrier family 39 member 3. Gene Ontology annotation, biological process: zinc ion transmembrane transport. Gene Ontology annotation, cellular component: plasma membrane. Lineage: Eukaryota; Metazoa; Chordata; Aves; Passeriformes; Pipridae. The transcript is spliced from 4 exons. Bases 78 to 1208 code for a protein of 376 amino acids. The record is from RefSeq and is a predicted model, not a curated record. Gene Ontology annotation, molecular function: zinc ion transmembrane transporter activity.
CGCGCGGGGCGGCCGGGCCGGGGAGCGGCGGGACCGGCCGGCCCUGCCUGCUUUACAGAAUAUUUUUCAUCGCUUGGAUGCUUCAUUCUGAGCCACUAAUCCGAGCAGUACCUGAGCUAAUCCUUCGUUCCAGGCUGGUGCCACAGCCUGGGUGUCAGUGCUGCUGCCACAGGAGCAGCUCAGGAGAGCCACCAGGUGCUGAUCCCUGGGUGUGUGUCUGUGCUCAUGUCCCCGCUCUGAGGACGGGGGGGGGUUUGGCUGCCAGGAUGAGGAUCGUGGUGGCCAAGGUGCUGUGCAUGCUGGGCAUCUGUGUGCUGGUGCUGGCGGGGGCCCUGCUGCCCGUCAGGGUCAUCGAGGCCGACCAUGAGAAGGCCCAGCGCUCCAGGAAGGUCCUGGCCCUCUGGAAUUCCUUCGGAGGGGGGGUCUUCCUGGCCACCUGCUUCAACGCCCUGCUGCCAGCUGUGAGGGGCAAGCUGGAUGAAGUCCUCAAGCAGGGGAACGUGACCACGGACUACCCGGUGGCCGAGACCAUCAUGAUGGUCGGCUUCUUCGUCACGGUCUUCGUGGAGCAGCUCGUCCUGAGCUGCCAGAAGGAGAAGCCCUCCUUCAUCGACCUGGAGACCUUCAACGCGGGCUCGGACGGCGGCAGCGACUCGGAGUACGAGAGUCCCUUCAUCGCCUCGCCCCGGGGCCGGGCCCUGUACGGGGAGCACGGGGGGCACCCGCCCCACCUGAGCCUGCCCGAGCUGUCCCGCUCCGGCCCCCUGCGCCUGCUGGGGCUGGUCUUCGCCCUGUGCACGCACUCCAUCUUCGAGGGGCUGGCCCUGGGGCUGCAGGAGGACGGGGGCCAAGUCAUCAGCCUGUUCCUGGGCGUGGCCAUCCACGAGACCCUGGUGGCCGUGGCGCUGGGCAUCAGCAUGGCCAGGGCCGCGCUGCCGCUCAGGGACGCGGCCAAGCUGGCCCUGGCCGUGUGCCUCAUGAUCCCGCUGGGAAUCGGCGUCGGGAUGGGCAUCCAGAGCACCCGGAGCGCCGCCAGCGACGUCGUGUCCCUGCUCCUGCAGGGCAUGGCCGGCGGCACCUUCCUCUUCGUCACCUUCUUCGAGAUCCUGGCCAGGGAGCUGGAGGACAAGAGCCAGCGGCUGCUCAAGGUGCUGUGCCUGGUGCUGGGCUAUGCCCUGCUGGCCGGGCUGGUGCUCAUCCCAUGGUGAGCCGGGAGCCUCGGGAAGCCAAGCUCAGCGGGACGAGCCGCCCCUCCCGCUGCAGGGACGCCGGAGCUCCGCGGGCAGGUGGAACAGCCCGGCCCAGGGGGUGUUUCCAUGAUUACCUGCAGGAGGAGGAUCUCUUCCCGCGUGCUCAGAGGGAGAUGAGUGAGGAACAUCCCAAGGGAUUGUCCCUGCCCGUGGGGCUGCGGAGAUCAGCUGGCACAAACAUUAAGGAUCUGGUUAAAGGCUGCUUCCGAGAGCUCCUCGAGUGUGUGUGGCUUCCUGCAACCUCCACAAUCCCCCUCUCCCUCCUGCCCCUCGCCCGCACUCCGGAACGAGGCGGGAGCCUGGUCCAUGGGCUCCGAGGAGGUGAGAAACAGGACUGGAGCCGGAGCAGGUGGGAGCAGGGAUUGCUGGGCUGCACUAAGCUGCUUUGGCUGGCUUAGUCUGGAGCAAAACCUGGUUGUAAGAGCUGCCAAAAAUAACGUCCCCGUGGGGCUCCGGCAUUCCCGGGGUGCUGCUCCCUCCGGCACAGCUUCCAGUGCAACCACCCAGGGCUGGGGGAGCUCAGCUUUCCCAGGCAUUGAUGGGGGAAAUGAGGCCGGGCCCCUCUCCCUUCCUUCCUUCUCUGCAUCUCAUCCAUAUGCUGAGCAUUCCCUUAGGAAAACCUCCAGCAGUGUGUUAACGUAGUGUUUGGGAAUCAUAGGAUGAAUCCCAGGAUGGUUUGGGUUGGAAGGGAACUUAAAGCUCAUCCAGUCCCACCCCCUGCCAGGGGCAGGGACAUCUUCCACCAGACCAGGUUGCUCCAAGUCUUGGACACUUCCAGGGAUGGAGCAAAUCCUUCCAUUAUCCCUGUCCAUUCCCUGGCACUCCCAGGGCCCAGGAGCUUGCAAGAAAGGGGCAGUAACAAUUUCCAGCAUUAAUAUUUUAGGAAAAGCACUUGUGUUUUCAGAGCUCUGCAGUGAGAGGGGUUGAGCAGUCGGAGCAGAGGCUGCUCCCAGGCUUUUCCAGGUUUCCAGAGGAAUGGAAUCUCUUCCAUGGAGGGGGUGUGAGGUGGUGGAAGGGCUGCUGAGAGACACAAGCAGAUCUCAGUGGCUGCAGAGCAGGGCCCCAGGGAAGCUCCAUGCGCUGCCGAUCCCUUUGGAUGUGCUCUCCUGGGCGAGGAGCCGGGAUCAGAGGCUGGAGCUGGGAACGAGCUUCCCCCCCAGCUGUGUGACACAGCCGGACUCAGGCAGGGGCUGCAUUUUAAUUACCCGGAGCCGCCGCUCCUGCAGCAGCUUCCGCCGGGGCUCCUGGAAGCGCUGAUGGAAUGACAAGGAUGGCGCAGUGCCGGCAGCGGGAAGGAGGCUCGGAGCCGCCGCGGUGGCCCAGCUGCAGCAUAUGGAGGCAGCUGAGCAUCAUCUGACAGAUCCUGGGGCUCGUUAGUGUAAUUGCUGCAACAUCCCCGAGUCAAUUAAUCUUCCUUUGAAAACCUGGAGUGGAGGGGGAGGCGGAGGGAGGUUAUUUUGGGCCUGGGAUGACACAAAAGAGCAGGAUGAGGGGAGCGUGAUUUGCCUCGGCGUGGCAAAGCCUCGGGGCUGUCUCAGCUCUCCUGGGGGGUGACAUCGCUCCCCGGGGGGGUUCUCUGUGCUGGGGGGGUGAGGGGGGAGAGGUGACACCGUGCUGAGUGUCCCUUUUUGGGCCGUAUCCUGCCUUUCACACCUUCCUUCUGCUCGACUUCAGGAUCGGAGCUGCACUGGGGGGGCUGUGAAGUGCCGGGAGGUGCUGAGCUCCCCCCUCCUCAUCCUGCUGCCCCGGGGGGGGUUUAUCCACGGUACCAUCCCGUGCUCCGGGGUGGGUGUCAGAGCCGAGGAGGCUCCCAAUAAACUCCCUGCCCUUCUC